This is a messenger RNA of Seminavis robusta, 1173 nucleotides long. The record is from the annotation of a GenBank genome assembly. Lineage: Eukaryota; Bacillariophyta; Bacillariophyceae; Naviculales; Naviculaceae.
AUGACUAGCCAAGAGCAUCCGAGCAACAACAACAACCAGUUCCGAAGUCUGGUCUUUGAUUGGAGUCGUCUUCUAUCGCUCCGUCUCUUCGCCUUUACCAGCAACGACAUAGAUGCUUCCAUUGACGCUGUAGAAGAGAUGCUGGCAUCCAUUCACUCUGCUACUAGCGUACGAUUUGAUCAUACAACACACCACACUAGCAAUACCACAGCCGCCGCCGCCGCCGCUGCUUCCGCCAACAACCCGACUAGUAACAACGCUAACAGCAACAACAACAAUAAUAGAAUGAACAGUGCCGCCAUGAACCGCAGCCGCAGUGCCCGCAACGUCAUGGCGCGGACGCUGCCCAUCCUGGAACGGGGUGGAUCGACCCGCAACUUUCGAGAGUUGCCGCCCGAUCGACGUCGUUCGGCCAUGCUGAUGAUGGAGAGUCCUGGAUCGACGCGCAACAUGCGAUCGCUGCCCGAGAAUCGAGUGCGGCAACGGAGUAAUUCGACUCGACGCUUCUUUGUCGCGGACCAAGCGUCCCGCAGCAGCCAAUCAGCCGGAGGAACGACUAUCAGCAACGCUUCGUCGUCGUCGUUGAGCAAUCAAUUUCGACGCAUCAAUUUGGAACGAACCGAUUCAGCGAGUUCCAUGGGUUCCAUGCAGUCCUGGGGGUCGAUGCGGUCACUGGGAUGUGGCACGGAUGACAAUGGCGCGGACGACAGUGGACACAACACCAAUCAUGACUCGACCCUCUCCAUUCUCUCCAUGGAAUCGCUCUCCAUUGCGACACCCACCAGCCAGAUCACCAACAACGGCGUUCGACAAUAUAGCUUUCACAGCAAUCCCUACUACCUCGGCAGUGGCAACAGCGGUCAUAACAACAACAACAACAACACUAACGGCAGUGUCACGACGGAAACAGACGACAUGAUGUCCUUGUAUUCGAGAGACUCGGUCAAAGUACGACAGAAUCAAAUGGAGCAAUCCGUCUCAUCGCUCUCCUUGUCGGCUCAUGCCAUCCAGGCUGUUGCGGCCGUUUGUCGUACAAGUAUGGAACCCGACGAUGACAUGUUCUCCUUUGCGUCCGCGUCCGAGUGCACCGUCUACUCGUUCGAUCGACAUCGACCACUCAAAUCAGUUCACACAUCUCCGACUUCUGCGCAAUCGCAACAACAGUGGUCAUGA